GUGCCCGGCCCAGCAGUUGAUCGCUGCCGGGCGCUAUAAGAGACCGGCUGGGAGCGGGUGUAGCGGGGGCGUUACGGGCACAAUUGAUCAUGGCCGCGGUGGAUCUCGCUAAAGUGGGAGCCCACACGCUGAAGCACGCAGUGAGCGGGCAGGUGGUGGAGCUCCGGGCCCUGUGGCGGGACCAGCCAUGUGUGGUGCUCUUCCUGCGGCGGUUUGGUUGCCAGGUUUGCCGCUGGAUUGCCAAGGAGACCAGCAAACUGAAAGAGCUGCUGGACAGUCACAAUGUCCGCCUGAUCGGUGUCGGGCCGGAGAGCGUAGGCCUGCAGGAGUUCAUCGAUGGGAACUACUUCAAAGGAGAACUCUAUCUUGAUGAGACUAAGCAGUGCUACAAUGACCUGGGUUUCAAAAGGUACAAUGCCUUGAGUAUAGUUCCUGCUGCUCUGGGGAAACCAGUUCGAGAAGUUGUCACGAAGGCAAAUGCGGACGGCAUCCAAGGCAACUUCAGCGGUGACCUCUUGCAGAGUGGAGGAACAAUAAUAGUCAGUCAAGGUGGAGAGAAGUUGCUCCUGCACUUUAUACAGGAUUCACCUGGUGACUAUGUUCCCUUGGAAACAAUCAUCAAAAGCCUUGGGAUCUCAGCAAGUGUUAAAGAGGGCGUGAAACCUCAGUGCGAUGAAGAGGCCUGUACCAGAUGACGGAGAGGAGCAGGGAGCAAUUUUUCUUUAAGCAAGAAAGAAGCCAAUGUGGUGACCUUCUCUGUUCUACCACUUCAUAGCUGCUGUAACCUCACCCUACUGUAUAUUCAUACUUUUGUAUAAUGGCCAAAUCACUGAAGUGUGAGUAAAUGCCCUAAAGCAAA
Messenger RNA from Emys orbicularis (European pond turtle), 859 nucleotides. It is a transcript of the gene PRXL2B, whose product is annotated as peroxiredoxin like 2B. The coding region runs from base 90 to 695 and encodes 201 amino acids. The transcript is spliced from 7 exons. Lineage: Eukaryota; Metazoa; Chordata; Testudines; Emydidae. Gene Ontology annotation, molecular function: prostaglandin F synthase activity. Gene Ontology annotation, biological process: prostaglandin biosynthetic process. The record is from RefSeq and is a predicted model, not a curated record.